AUGAGUCAGGAAGAAGAAGAACGGCGCGCGUCCCAAGGAUGGUUGGGUUCAGUGGCCCCACCGCCAUCGCAGCCGUUUGUGCAGGCGGGAGAUCGUCGUGAUGCUCAUGCACCGCCAUUGCAACAAACCGCCCAGGCCCAGACCGCGCAGCAAAAUGGAAGUUUUCCACCAUUUUUGACGCCACCAAUCGUCGAAAAUUCUUCAACGCCCCAAAUUCUGCAACUCAUGCAUCAGCAGAUGGCCCAGCAGCAGCAAAUUUUGUUGCAAUUAAUGCGACAAAAAGAACCCGCCGCGAGUGAAGAAAAAAAGCCGGAGCAGAUUUUAGAUUCUUUGUGCGGGCACAUCAAAGAAUUUACGUACGACGCCGAUGCUGGAACCACUUUCGCGGCAUGGUAUGCGAGGUACGAGGAUCUAUUUCAAAAGGAUGCCGCGCAACUGGAAGAUGAAGCGAAAGUGCGAAUGCUAAUGAGGAAGUUGGGCACCUCUGAGCACGAUCGCUACACAAGUUAUAUCCUUCCGAAUCAUCCGCGAGAUUUUUCCUUAGAGGAAACAGUUUCACAGCUGACAGUUUUAUUUGGCAUCAAGGAAUCCCUGCUUCAUCGAAGAUUCCGAUGCUUAAAACUCGCUAAGUUGCGGACGGAAGAUUUUGUCUCAUUCGCUUGCCGCGUUAAUAAGGGCGCAGCAGAGUUUGAGUUGAGCCGGCUUACGGAAGAGCAGUUAAAGUGCUUGGUUUUCGUGUGUGGCCUAAAAGACGAAGCCGAUUUAGAGUUUCGAACGCGCCUGCUGCACCGAAUAGAGGAGAACCAAGCUGUAACGCUCCACCAGCUCUCCGCCGAAUGCCAACGAAUGACAAAUCUACGUCAGGACAGUGCCAUGAUUGAACAGGAUCGUAGCGAACAAGUGUUAUCCGUUCAACGCAGUGCAUAUCGUCCUCAUCGCGCGUCCAGUCCGCAAAAGAACACAAAUAGUACAUCCAAACCGAGUCGACCCUGCUGGUUGUGUGGAGCUCUACACUGGUCGCGAGAGUGCACGUUCAAGACGCAUACAUGCACGCAGUGUGGAGCAGUCGGGCACCGUGAAGGAUACUGCAAGCAGCAACACAAAAAAGGGCAGCGUCGACAGGAAAGGCGUUUUCCGAAGCGAGCCCAUACACGCAGUGUAAUGGUAAACGUGUGCAGCAUACAUCAUCGUAGAAAAUAUUUGAAUGUGGCGAUUAACGGCAUUCAAAUUCGGCUCCAGUUGGACACGGCUUCCGAUAUAUCAGUGAUAAGCCGCAACCUAUGGAAAAAAGUCGGUUGCCCGCAAUUAUCACCACCCUCAGUCACCGCGAGAUCUGCAUCGGGAGACCAGCUCGAAAUUGUUGGAGAAUUUCGAGCCACCGUUGCAAUUAAGCAGCAACGGAAACGAGCCGUCAUCUACGUCGCAAAUUCGGAGUUGGCUUUGCUAGGGAUUGACCUCGCCGAAGCUUUCGCCUUAUGGUCUGUUCCCAUAGACCAACUGUGCAAUCGCGUAACUACCGCGCUACCAAACGCCCCAGAGGAAAUUGAGCGGAAAUUUCCGCGAUUGUUUCAACCGGCAAUGGGGUUGUGCACUAAGGCACAGGUAAAACUCCACCUGAAGGAAAAUUACCGUCCUGUGUUCUGUCCAAAACGGCCGGUGGCAUACGCCAUGCAUGAUGCGGUAAAUAAGGAACUGGAUCGGUUGGAGAUUCUACACAUCAUCACCCCAGUGGAUUUUUCGGAGUGGGCUGCCCCGAUCGUAGUCGUCCGGAAGGCCAACGGAUCGAUUCGGAUCUGCGGCGACUAUUCAACAGGACUGAACGCAGCUCUAAACCCGCACGAUUACCCACUCCCGCUGCCUCAGGACAUUUUCGCAAAGCUAAGUAACUGCACCAUAUUUACUCAAAUUGAUUUGUCCGAUGCUUUCCUCCAGGUCCCAGUGGAUGAGGAAAGUCGCCCUCUACUGACGGUCAACACGCACAGGGGCCUUUACCUGUAUAAUCGUCUGCCCCCUGGCAUAAAGGACGCCCCGGGAGCAUUCCAACAGUUAGUGGAUGCUAUGCUGUCGGGAAUUUCCGGUGUCUCUUGCUACAUGGAUGAUAUAAUCAUCGGUGGCCGCACUGCUAGUGAACAUAAUGAGAGCCUUUUUGCUGUUCUAAACCGAAUGCAGGAAUACGGUUUCACUCUGCGGGCCAGCAAAUGUGCAUUUGAGAAGGCGCAAAUAAAAUAUCUGGGUCACAUCAUCGAUGGACACGGUAUUCGUCCGGACCCAGAAAAGGUUGCUACAAUAGCGAAUCUCCCAGAACCCAAGGAUGUAACGGGAGUACGAUCCUUCCUAGGAGCUAUCAAUUUUUACGGGAAAUUCAUCCCGAAUAUGCGCAACCUACGCUACCCUCUAGACAAGCUGCUACAAGAAGGGAACAUGUUCACAUGGACUGCAGAAUGCCAAAAGGCCUUUAAGCAAUUUAAAAAUUUGCUGUCAUCAGAACUUAUGCUGGUACAUUGCGACCCCAAACUGCCAAUUGUGGUAUCCGCUGAUGCGUUGACCAUCGGAUUAGGUGCAACUAUUGGUCAUAGGUUUCCCGAUGGUACAUUUGAAGUUAUUCAACACGCAUCCCGCGCCCUAACGAAAGCCGAGAAAAAUUAUAGCCAAAUAGAUCGGGAAGGACUGGCUAUUAUAUAUGCAGUAACAAAAUUUCAUAAAUAUAUUUUCGGGCGCCAUUUUCUGCUGCAAACGGACCAUAAGCCGCUUUUGAGAAUUUUUGGAAGCAAAAAAGGUAUUCCGGUAUACACCGCAAAUCGCCUGCAGAGGUUUGCACUUACCCUCCAGUUGUACGAUUUUGAAAUUGAAUAUGUAUCAACCACCAAUUUCGGAAACGCAGAUGUCCUAUCGCGGCUGAUCAAAACGCAUGAGAGACCUGAAGAAGACUACGUAAUCGCUGUUGGAAAUAAUACGUCCCAAAAUGUAAAAGGUUUCGAAUAA
This is a messenger RNA of Anopheles coustani, 2982 nucleotides long. RefSeq lists its product as uncharacterized. Lineage: Eukaryota; Metazoa; Arthropoda; Insecta; Diptera; Culicidae. Gene Ontology annotation, molecular function: aspartic-type endopeptidase activity. Gene Ontology annotation, biological process: proteolysis. The transcript has a single exon. Bases 1 to 2982 code for a protein of 993 amino acids. The record is from RefSeq and is a predicted model, not a curated record.